GGAAGGAGGGAAGCCCCGAGUCCUCCUGGGUAGACGGCGAAGCAGCAGCCACUUCCGCCGAGGAGAGGCCUCGCCAGCAGUAAAAAUGGCGGAGUCGGUGCUAGAAGUUGUAGGGAAGCUGCAGUCGCGGCUCACGGGCAGUUCGGAGCCCAAGAAGGUAAAGGACCCCCUGAAGGGGAGGGCGAAGCAAAGGUGGCGGGUGGGUCCUCUGGUAGCCGAGUGGUUUGGGGAACUCUGGCUAACUGGGUGGACAAAGAGGGGGCCCCGCUUGUAAGGGCCACACAGCAAAGGAGACGAGAACUGGGGAGGGGUCCUUGAGAAGGAGGUGGGGGGCGACUCGGAGGAGGUCGGUGGGAUGUGGCGGGGUGGCUCCCUAGUAUGGAUCCAGGUGAUCUGGAGUAAGGGAUCCCACCCCCUACUCAAAUUAAGAAUUUGGGGCAGGCUUGGACUUUUUCACACCGGGAAGAGGGAAAGACCAAGAGAUCCAACGUCUCAUUUUCAAAGUGGGGUGGCAGUCAGCAGAGCUCCGUUUCCAAGGGCAUGUACCUUAACUUGCCUUAAGUUAUUCUACGCCUCCCCCCUCCCCGCGCCGCCCCACGACACCCUGGUUGAACUCUGAACCGGGGUGGUUGCAACGAGGGCUCCCAUCUCAAGCCCCGUUUCCAGUGUGUUCCUUGAACCCCCUUUUCAGUGUGUGCUGAUGAAUGGUGUGCGGGUUGUCGCUGUGGACCUAUGAAAGGGUCGAUCUGUCAAAUAAAAUCAUCAUAUGUGCAGUGUAAAGAAGGAAGCGAGGAGGUUGUUGGGUUUACCCCCACAUCGAGCGGGUUGCUGUAGAUAUCUGAAGCAAGGCAGUCCUCAAAAUUUUAUAAAUCCCUCUGCACAAAUGUGGAAUCAUAACCACCCUUAGAUUUUGUAGUUGCAACUACUUUAGGUGUGCUGACCAAAAAGUAGAAUAUAUCCCUAUUAAUUUUAAACAGUGCUUUUUUCCUGGGGGGAAGCAGGGAAACGCUUAUCCCUAAACAUUUUGUGAAUCUAAGUUUGGCUUCAUUGAGGGGCAGUAUUUCAAUAUGAGUAGGAAAAUGAGAGUACCCCUAAACAUUUUUAAAGAAAAAAGCACUGAUUUUAACCAUCAUGUUUACAUGCAUCCCCAAAAUGGUUAAAGUGUGCAAAGAGGCAGCUAAGCUAAGUGAUUUUCAUUAUGUGCUGAUUGGGGAUGUAAAGCGUGAGGGGGGCAGGCAUGGGAUAUGGUGAGUGGCUCUGUGAAUAAUUUAAAGGAAAGGGCUGGAUUUCUUUUUCCUGGACUCAUAAAAAAGGGUUAUUCUGGCAAAUCAAUAUAACUUUGGUGUCUGCUGAAUACCCCGUCAUGUCUUUGCAUUGAACUGAUUUAAAAUAAGGUUACGGGAGAGAUCAGAUGCAUUGCACUCCAUGUACUGGAGCACAUUAAGUGCUAGAGGGAAAGCACCACAUCUCUGGUGCACAGCAUCAAACCACGAAGUGAAAUCAACUUUGUAUCUAGUAGUGCUUCCUGUAUUUUAUGGGUUUUAGGUUUGCUUAGCAAUGUGAGUUGCAUUUUUACCUAGAAAUUCCUUAAAAUCAGAUGGUCCUGCUCCUUGGGAAUUCUGGGAACUACAGUACUAUAGGCUUGGGGUUUCGAACCAGGUCAAAAAUGCUUUUUGAUUUAUAUGUAAAAUGUUAUUUUUUAAAAAGUGCCCGGUUCUUGCAACAAUUUAUAAAAAAGAAAUUCAUAGGUGUGAAAAGGAGAGUUCCAACGCACCCCCCCCCAGCUUAAUUCUUAUUAAUCUGCAUGUCCACAAGUAUGCUUUUUGUAUCAUCUGCUCUGUGUAUUUGUGAGAGGGGGUGGGGAAUGGCAUGCACAGCUAGAAUCUGGUGUCUGCCCUAUAAAAUAUUGGCUUCUGGUUAAAUAAAACUGUGAAGGUCCUAGACCUACUCAUUAGGGGGUGGGUGCCGACCGUCCAAAAUGGCAACUUAUCAUAGUGUACCUGUUACCAUGUGAGACAUCAGGGUGAUCUGUAAUAUCCGGGCAAAUGCUAAGAAGUGUGUGCCCUUUCCUGUUUUGUUGACUUUCUGAAUGGGUGCAGAUGUUUGGCCAAGGUCUUGUCAUACAGGCAACUAGUUGUGCCAUAUGGCAGCAUGUGUACCGUGAUAGCUGCUACCACUUGGUAAAAGGACCGUCUGUGUUCACCCUUCAUCCUGAAAAAUUCUGUGAGCUUUGUCCAGGGCAAAGUCCAGAAACCAGUAAUAUAAGCUUCCUGAGAAGAAUUUCCAUUGGAAAAGCGAAAUCAAAUAAUUUUGCUGCUUUUAGCAAAAACUUGAUUUUAUUCUUGCAACAGUUUUUAUAGUUAGAGUCUUCAUAAAUCAUCAAGGUGAGAGGACUGCAAUUUAGAAAAAAAGGGACUUACAUACUCAUGUAGACCAGUGUUGAACAAUCUCGGGUCUCCAGACAUUACACCUCUCGUCAUCCCUGGCUAGCUUAGUCAAUGGGCAAGAAUGAUGGGAGUUUUAGUACAAUAUCUUAGGACCCAAGUUUGAAGAACACUGUGCUGAACUACAUGGUCCUGAGGCUCCCAGGUGGGGAUUUUAUUGAAAUAAUUUCUUCUUUGCCUUUUAGCCAAUAAGGCUUCCAGAGCAGUUAGAAAAACCAGUAGUAAGUGGUUCACUGCCCUCAGGCUUAUGACACAUGAGGAAAAAGGGGCAGAAGGGCGCUCUUUCUCCUUCCUCUCAAAUGCUAACACCUCAAGCAGACCCUUGCCUCUCCUCCCCCUGCCCCAUGAGGCUUUAUGUCUGUUGUCCAGGAGAUAGGGAUUUUGCAUGUUUUAUAAAACCCAGGGAAGUGGAAGUAUUGUUGGAAUAGAACUCACACCAGCCCUUAGCUGGCGAUCAGGGCUGAUGGGAGUCGUAGUCCGAAAACAUCUGGAAGGCCACCCCUGCUGUAAAUCCUCUUUUCUAUUGCCCUUUUGUUGUUGUGUCAUCUGCAUUAAAUCCCCACCCAUACUUUAUUUUCGUACUUUUCUUUUUAAAUAAGCUGUUUGUAUGCCUUUAUUCUUCACUCUACCAGAUUUUGCGUAACAGAAACUCUAAUUUUGGGCUUAGCAUAAAUGAUUACACAGUUUGUAGUUUUAUUUUUGCAUCCAGACAGUUUUCAAAGAUGUGGAUUUCUCUUUUGGGUGAAAGGCUGAAGUGGCAAGGUGGCAAAAAGGACUGAAGACCCCAGAGAUGGGUGUUCUUUGGCCAGUCAGGGCUUGUAGGUGCACUGUGGCCAGGGGGAAGGAAACUGGGGUCGGAGAAUGGCCCUGUUCCACCUCCGUGUCUGAUCCUUUAUGAAGCAUUUUCUAUUUGUUUCCUUACAUGUCCCCCCCCCCUUUUUUCUGUUUUGGAGCCAUGCUGUUAGCUGCAGGUCUAAAUGCUAGACACCAGACUGACACCAGACAUGCUUGACCUGCUGCAGAACACAUGCAGCCCUGGCUGCAAAUAAAAGUCUGAAAGGAGUUUGAUCUCUAACUGAAAUUUUGCCAUUGAGCCUCUAAUCCAGGGUUGGGCAAGUGCAUUUGUGUAUGUGGAUGGCUCAGAAAAUGUCGCUCAGUGAUCUGAGUUGCAGAAGUUCUUUACGGCUUGUGAAACAUUUUGCCUGACUCUGGUCUUUUGCUUCCAGACUGGUUUCUGGAAGAGGUAGUGCUCUGGCUUUAGCCAAGGGGGCUGUAAAGGGGAAGAUAGGAAGUUGACUUAUAUGAAGUCAGACCACUGGUCCAUCUAGCUUAGUGUCAUCCAUACCUAUUGGCAGCUGCUCUUUGGUUUCAGGCAGGGAGUCUCUCCCCCUUCUACCUGGAGAUACUGGGGAAUGUUCUGUGUGCAAAGCGGAUGUUCUCCCACUGAGCCAGGGCCCUUCCCUUAAACAAAGAUAGCGUGCACUAGUGGCAACACCAAUGUUUUCUUUUUUGCUUUGUUAGUUUGGUCUUCUUUCUGAAGAGAGGCAGAGAGAGAGAGGUUGACCAGCUGCAGGAGAGAAAAGGAGCAGAUAUCUGGCUGCACCCAGAGUAAAUAAUUUGGCACGGCACAUUUUAACUCGUGCAGCUCUUCUUUAGACCAUCUAUAAACAAAACUGCAAUAAAAGAACAAAUGACAAGACAAUUGGAUGGGCUCCCUUUGUAGUUUAGAUCCAUUCAGUAAGCGAGUUUGUACAAUUAUCCUGUUAAAAUAUCUUCGGAUUGUAACCAGUGUUGGUCCGACUCGGAGUAGAUCCAUUGCAAAUAAUGGACAUGGCUAACACAUUAAUUUCCAUGGGUCUACUGUGGACAUAACUUACAACCCCCUUGCUGAAGAAAGAGCAGUGCCACAUUGGCCCAAAUGAGACUCUGCACCUUUGAGGCCACGUCUCCCUUUUGUUUUUAGACUUGGCAGAUGGGAAGGAGGUGGGCGGAAUUUUUCUCAAAACAGUUGUGUAAAACAAGAGAUUUGGAUAGAUGCUGCUUUUUCACCCACGAAAAGGCACUCUCCCCUUGGAAGAAUUCCCUCUGCUCCACAAUUGUUAUAAAUACAGGAGCCUUGCGUUUGGGGAAGGGCUGUAGCUUAGAAGCAGAGCAUCUGCCUUUCCUCCAGGACACCCCAGGUUCAAUCCCUGCCCCCCAGCAGCCUUAGCUGGGCAAAAAUAGCCUGGCUUCAGUUAUCCAUUCUGUGGUAACCUUCAGGUUAGACUACUGCAUGGGAUUGCCUUCAAAGAUUGCAUGGAAAUUAUUAGUGGUUGGUGGGGCAUAAAUAGAAUAUAUUCGUGGCAUUGUAUACAGUGUUAGCCUUCCUCAGAGUAGCCCAUUGAAGUUACUGACCUUACUAGGCAUCACACAGUUUGAGUCAUAGAAUCAUAGACGUGUAGAGUGAGGAAGGACACAAGGGUCAUCUAGCCUAACCCGCUGCAAUGCAGGAGCCACAGCAAAAGCAUCCAUGAUAGAUAGUGCUUGAUUCAAGAUGGUGCAGCCCUCAGUAGGUCCCUUAUUUAUUUAUUUAUCCAUCUAUCUCACCCUUACUCCAAAAGCAGCCCAUGGCGGCAAACAAAGCUGCAAAACAACACACUUAAAGAUAAGUAAAAAAAGAAACAACCCGUCAGAGACUCCGUCAGCAAUGCAUACUGUCCUUGAGGUUGGCCCAGAAGCUGCAGCUGGUGCAGAAAUUGGCAAGUUGACUAUUUGGGGCAAACUAUCACCACCGUGUUUCACUGCUGCUGAAAGAAUUGCUCUGGCUGCCAGUUUGCCAGCAAGCUUAAGUUCAAGGUACUAGUGUGCAAAGCCCUGUACAGCUUGGGACCAGGGUGCCUAAAAGAUAGUCUCGCCCCUUCUGCACCCAACCAAUCACUGGGUUCUGCAGGAGAGGGCCUCCUGUGGACACUGUCUUAUUAGGAGGUCCGUUGAGCAUGAUAGAAUUCCUUCCAAUACAUACUAAGACAGGCACCGACUAUGUUGACUUUUUGGCGCCUACUGAAGACAUUCUUCUUUCAGCAACUCUUUUAAGUGGAGAUCUUUAUCCCAGCCUAUGACCGCAUUGGAACUGUUUUUAUAUGUAGAUUUUUAAAAAAAUGUUCUAUACAUAUGGAACUGGUCCCCCCCCCUUUUUUUUGUUUUACAGCUGUAACUCUUUUAUUUGAUUUUUAUUUGUAUUAAUUUAUUGUUGCUACCUUUCCUGGGACCUUGUGGUAGAAGGUGGAUUAAAUAAAUAAAUAAGAGCAUAGAAAAACAUUUUUUAAAUAGUUGCAUGUCCUCAUGGCUAACAAUUUCAAGGUUGCCAAGAACAGUAUUUUUCAGCCAUCAGAUGCCUGCUUAAACAGGAAUACGCUCAAACUUUUCCUGAAACUUAAUAAUGCGGGGAGAUGGGCAUGCCUCACCAGGGAGGGCAUUCCACAAAUUGGAGAACCACCACCGAAAAGGCCCUGUCACGAGUCAGUGGCAACCGGGCAGCAUCUAAUGGUGAUACUGCCACCAAGGUCACAACUGCCAAUCAUCGGCUCCGAGAUGGUUGAUAUUGUGGGAAGGUGCUCUUUUAGGUACCUGGGUCCUCAGCCAGUUAGGGCUUUGUAUGCUAGUACAGACAUCUUGAAUUGGGCCAGGUAGCUCCUGGGCAGGCCAUGCAGCGCAUUUGGGACCAGUGGCACAUGGUCCUUCCCAAUAGCUUAGCUCCUGUAUUUUACACUAGCUGCAGCAUCCGGACCACCUAAGCAGGUCUAGGGUUGGCAACUCCUUGACUCUGGCAGCUUCUGGUCCUGGCCAAGCUGCCUUUGCAGACAAGCCACAGCAGUGGAGGGUUAAAGUCAGAGUGGCACCUGCCUUAUGAGAUGCUAGGAAGCUUCCUGUGCUCCACUAAUUCAAAUGAGAGGAGGGCUGCAAUGGGGCUGCCUUUUGCUGCAUCUUCAGGAUUCCUUGUUUGCCCACAAAAGGUGUGAGUAUUCUUGUUCAGCAGGACUUAAUUUCCCUCUGUGUCAUCAUAGAAGCUGGAUGGAUUUGUUUUCUUGUGCCCUUCCUGCUUUUCUGCUGCAAAACAGAACUCCCUUUGAUUGGCGGACGCCUUACUCCCUUUUCGUUUUUGUCUCUGCAGCUGAUGAAGAGUUUGAAGCGGCUUUCAGAGUUGCCUAUUACGGUUGAUAUCCUUCUGGUAAGACCUCUUUUGAUAACAGCUCUUCUUAUUCCCAGGCAUGCAGUGCAUCACUGAGGGCAUGCACCACCUUUAGGAUUAAACAGGUGGAAGCCAAAAUGUGCUCCGGUGGCUUUUUGUUUGACCCUUAGCAUCAUUCCUAACCUCAAGGAUUCUCACAAAACCCCAGUAAUUUCUCCCAAAUUGAGAACCAAGCAAAGGAUUCUUUCAUAUUUUAUUUCUAGUUGGUUUUUUAUUUGGUUGUGUUUUGAUGUUUUUAAUUUAACUGUUUUGGGCCCCCUUUUGAGAGUGAAAGGUGGGGUAAAAAUAAACGAGCUUUAUUUUAUGUACUUGGGGGGAUUGGACAUGUUACCCCCCAGGAUGAGACUGGAUAUACACAAACUUAAAAGAAAUACACAUUGGCAAUCAAUGAUGGUCAAAACUUGAGGUUUUCUGUAUCCCUUCUGCAGGAGACUGGAGUGGGGAAAACUGUGAACGGUUUACGGAAACACGAACAGGUUGGAGAGUUUGCCAAGAAUUUGGUGGCAAGGUGGAAAAAGCUAGUGCCAGUCCCACAGGAAGUGGAACGGUAAGCCAGACAUCCCCUAAUUCUGUUCUUUGAUGACCUUUUAUACCAGAUGACAUCUGGGGACUUGUAAUUCAUCAGCUGAAGUCAUUUCAUGCCUCAGAAUAAUUUGAAAGAUUCCCACGUUUCUUGCAUUGAUUGUGGCUGACCAGGUAGGGACCAAGUAAGUAAGCCCAAAGCAGUGUGGGAUAGAGUCCAGGAAUCCCUGCUGUUUUGGGGUACUUGGUGGUGCAGCACAUUCUUGGGGUGUAGAGUUUCCUGGCUCAAUCUCUGGCAUCUCCAGGUAGCACUGGGAAAGGACCUUCUCUAUUGGAAACCCUGGAGAGGUGCUAACUAUGGGUUAUAGCCAAUGUUAGUCCUGCUCAAAGUAGACUCAUAGAAAUUAAUAGGCAUGACUAACUUAGGUUUAUUAAUUUCCAUGGGUCUACUGCUUGAAUAUCACCCAUUCUGUGUAGUGACAAUAUGAACUUACAAGGCAGCUUCCUUUGUUCCAUAGCACAGGGGAUUCUGGUUCAUCUCUGAUCUGCCUUGUAAGCGUUAGGAAGGUUAGAAGGGUCCUGUUGGAUUAGGCCACUCUAGCACAGCAUCCUGUUUUUGUGGUGGCCAAUCAGAUGCCUAUGGGAAGACUGCAAGAAGAACCCAAGUGCUUCCAUCCUUGGACUUUCCAGCAAUGUCAGAAGCGUACUGCCUUCAAUACUGGAGGGUUGUGCAUAGCGACCGACAGCUUUAUCCUCAAUGAAUUUGUCUGAAUGCUUUUUAAAACCAUUAAAGUUGGCCCCCACUACAUCUUAUGGUGGUGAACUCCAUACUUUUAACUUUGUGCUGUGUGAAGAAGUACUUCCUUUUGCCUGUCCUGACUCUUCCAACAUUCGGCUCCUCUGCAUGGCCCUGGGUUCUAGAACCGGGAGACUGGGAGAGAGAAAGGUCUCUCUGUCCAUUUCCCCAACACCAUGAAUAGUUUGUCCACUCUGGUGUUUCUCUCCCUUUUGAUCGUUCAUAUAAUUCCUUGCAGGCAUUGUAGUUAAACAUACAUGCCACUCUUAGAGGAAAGCUUUGGUUUGUUUUAGAGAACUUCAGUGCAAAUACGCUUUUAGUUGGAAGGCAGGCUAUAUAUAUUUUUUUUAACGGAUACCUUCCCUCAGAAGAGCAACCCUCCCAUUACUAGUAGUUGUGCAGUAAUUGGUGAUCUGGGCAUGUGUCCUGAUUGGAAGAACACAGUGGGUUGUAUCUCCCCACCAGGAAUGCUUGAAUGGUCCAGUUGCACCCAUUCUAGAGGCAGGCGGCAGAAUUGUCCACCUCUAGGUGAUGCUGCAUAGCAGGAAGUGAGGCUAGCUAUAUGAGACUUACCCAGAGGGACAGUAGGCAUCUUCCUCAGAGGCCAUGUAAUCUGUUGAAUCUGCGUUGUGUGCAGUCAAAUAAUCUGUUCUUCCCAGUCCAGAAUUGGGUCACAGCAGGAAUAGCCCACCUCCAGGAGAGAUUGGCUGAGAGUUGGCACGGGCAUUUUCAUGUAGAGAUAGCAGCAGGAAACUUCUUCCAUGUGAUGGCUCCUUUGGGCUCCUUGGAGUCUUUAAUUACUAUUUUUAUCGUGGCUCGUUGACCACUUUCUCCUAGCAGUAAGAAUUACUGGCCUCGCUGCUGUUGCUGGACAAAGAACAGGCACUGAGAACUGCUGGAAACAAAGGCAAAGUUGACUGACCUCCCCUCCCUUAUGCUCAAGGAAGGCAGUGACUAAGUGUGUGAGAGUGAGACUGUAACUCAAACCCCAGAGAGUUGCACCAUCUGUGUUGCCUUUUCCUGUGCAUUGUAUGUGAUCAUGGAACAUGGGUGCCAAUUUUUUUGGCUGUUUUGAAUGAUGACUGUAGAACACCAGUUUAAACAAACAUGUUCACUUGCAUUUUGUCUUCUUCUGCGUUAUCUCAAAUGACAUAUUCUGUACUUGGACUGUUGGCAUGUGAGAAAGUAAAUAAGGGACUGUCAAGGUGAAGGAAGAGAUACGUUGUGCUUCUUGAGUGCAGUGGUAUUUUAUAGACACAUGUGGAAAUGUGCAAGCUCCAUCUUUAGCCAUAAGGACUAGAAACUUGGCCUCAAAAAAUCUCUAGCAUUCUGCCUAUUGUAGAACUGGAAUGGGGAGCCUCUGGCAUUCCCAAUGCUGUUGGACUGCAACUCCCAUCACCCUUGGCUAUGUUGGCUGGGGCUGAUGGGAGUCAUACUCUAGCGGUGCUUGGAGGGCUGGAGGUUCCCCACCCUUGUCACAGAGGCACUGAUGUCAACAGUCUUGGCUGGAUUCUUUUUCUAUCUCAGUAAAGGGAGGGAGGCCAACCUCAGAAGUAACUUAAUGCUUUGAUGUCAGGUUUUUCUGAUCUACUACUUCUUUCCUUUUCUAUUUUGCAAAGACCUAACCUCGAACCUGUAGAGCGCAGCUAUGACCGAAGCAUCUCUAAGAAACGGCAACGGGAACCUUCCCCCAAAGAGGAUGAAGAGGUUGACCAGGACUACACAGAGGCGUACCAGCCUUCCUGCAGCCAGUCGUACGAGCCAGACAAUGGGGCAAAAAAGCCCAAGAGAUAUUAUGAGCCCGAAAAAGCCCAUGAGACGUUGAGCUAUGGUGUUCCAGAGGACAGGACGUGGGGCAGAGAGUCCCCGGUUCUCUCCUCCGACCAGGAAUGCUCUGACUAUGGACAUGCGGCCUCGCCCGAGCCUAGUGAUAGCCCUCAGGACCUGUACAUGGACCUCUGUAGAGCUGAGAACCAGGAAAGGGAGCAGAAGUCCCUUAAUCGGAAGUCCAGUAAGGGCCAUGGCUUUCAGGACAGGCAAGAGGGAAGCCAGAGUAGGAGCUUCAGUGACUCCCAGGAGAAAGCCAGCUUGGGUCGGAGCAAAGAGCACAAGUCUUCUCACAAGGAGAAGCUGCGGCUGGAGGCCAAGGGGGAGGAGAAAGGGCCUGAUUUUAGCCCGGAGAGGCUGCUAAAGGCUUCCUCCAAAGAGCCCCUGCGAGACUCUUCUAUGGUGGGGGGCAGCAAGGAGAGGCUGAAGGCCUUGGACGGCACCAAGCGAGAGAAGAAGAGAGAAGGCGGCGGCAGCAGUAGCAAGAAGGAGAAGCCACACGUGGACUUGGAGGAAACGCUGGACAACCACUUGAGGAAGCAAAAGCACCAGGACUCUGAGAGAGUCAAGCCAGAGAAGGUGAAGCUGGGCAGCCUGGAGGCCUUGCCUGGAGAUCGGGAGAAGCGCAAGCUGGAGGGCGAUCCCUCCAAGAGCAAGGAGAAGAAGGCUUCGGGCAGCUCCAAGAACUUGGAGGGCAAAGCCAGGGCCUCCGAGUCAAACAAGAGAUCAGCCAACUUCUCUCCUCCAAACGAUGGGGAGGGAGAUGCAGAGGAUGAGUACGAGAAGCCGAAGAUGUCCUUUGAGUCCUACCUGAGUUAUGACCAGCCGCAGAAGAAGAAGAAGAAGAACGUGGUGAAGCCCACGGCUCCCGUCCCGGAAAAAGACAAAGGGCACGGCAAGCAGAACGGUUCCAAGUCCAGCACCAAGAGCUCUGACACGAGCAGGAAGACACACAAGCAGGCCAGCGAGAAGAAGCAGUCGGGGGCUUCCAAAGCAAAAAAGGUGAGCGCAAUGUUUUGGGGGUACAUUGCACCUUCUCCCCUUGAGGGAUCACUUGCUCAUAAGUGCCUUUUACAAUAAGGAAAGGGGAGAUGGCAGGUAGAGAGCAUCCUCAAAGGCAGCAAAGAGGUGGACCUGCCUCAUGGCAUGGCAGCUCUGGAGGAAGUUCUCUGGGUUGCAAGGGAACUGGAGUAGCAUUCUAGGGUGCUGCUGUUCAACGAGGCUUGUGCAAAGACAGUCUCACCUUAUUAAUGAGGAUAUACAUACACCCUCACCUUAUUAAUGAGGAGGAGAGGGGAGACCAUUUAUCUUGGGGUGGUUCUGCAUGUGCUCCAUCUGUUUGUGAAAUAUGGUCUCUCUUAUCCUUGUGGUCUAGCACCUUCUGGGCAGCCCAGGACCUCCAUACAUACUGCCCAGGCUUGCACCCCAGAGAGGUCAUCGGUGCUGCAAAUGCAGCAAAAACAAUGUGGGAGGAAGCAGUGCAGUGCAAUUACAUCUUGAACAUUUGCACACUUAUCAGAGGCUGUAUUUUACUUUAUUCAUGAUGUUUAUUGAAAGGUGUAGCUCGCCUCUUUUUAUUUCUAUUUAGCUGUGGGAGCGGCCUCAGCUCAGUGGCAGACCCAGAAGGUCCCAGGUUCAAUUCUCAGCACCUCUAAGUAGGGCAGAGGAGGACCCUUGCCUGGGACCCUGGAUAGUCGCUGCCAGUCAGUGUAGACAAUGCAAAGCUAGAUAGGCCCAUGGUCAUUGGUCUCACUCAGUAUAAAGCAGCUCCCUAAGUUCCCUAUGUCUUCUUGGUGACUCCAGCCUCUGAUAAACUUACUAAAAAGCAAUUGUUGGAGAUUUGAUUUCUCCUUUGCAGCAUAAUUGCAAGUGGUGCAGGGCUUGUGACACCUCUGCUCCUCAAUGGCUCAGGGCAUCUUGCUCUCUGUUUUGCUCCUGUGAAUUCUGAACUCCCCAAAUUCUGAAUUAAUGAGAAAGAACUGCUCUCUGCUUAGGAAAUGCAGUUUGGUACCUGAUCUAGCUUCAGCACACUGAGGGGCAAGCUAGCUUUAGUAAAUCAGAAGGAGGAUAGAACUUCUUCAUGGAACAGUGCUGUGAGAAUCAGGAAGACUAUCCAUGGAAAUGGGAUCUGCCUUGUCUUCAUCCCAGACUCAUUCACAUGUAAUGAUGAUCCAUGGUUAGUGGAUAAUUGCAUGUAUGGGGAACCUUUGGCUCUCCAGAUGUUGCUGAAUUACAAUUCUCAGCAGCCCCAGCAAACAUAGGCAAAGGCAAGGAUGAUGAGAGUUGUGGUCCAACAACAUCUGGAAGGCCACAGAUUCCCCGGCCCGGCCUGCACAGUGCCACCUCCCUCACCCUGAAAAUGGCUCAUCAACAUUGUGUAAAGCUUGCUUAACUUCUGUAUUCUUGGGGCCACUAUAUUCUCCAGGCACUAAUCCACAGAGACCAGAGCAAGCCAACUUGUUGGGCAAUGAAAUAAAAUUGACACUGCCUAACAGCGAUGGCUUCAGGUGUAUGGAGUGCAUGAAGUGGCAUGGCAUGAGGUCAUAGGGGUUGGGCAGAGCCCUGCCAAAUAAAAAUGCCUCCCGCAAGAUCCCCUUGAGUGGCAGCAUUGGCAGGGAAAUCCAUGUCUGGGUAGGACUUGCUGUAUCUUUCCUUUGAAGAAAAUUUCAAACAACAUUUCACUGCACUUUUAUUUUAAAAUACAUGCUGCACUGAUUCCAAUCUCUGUUGCUGGUUUUAUUCCGUGUUAGAUUUUCUUUUCAUACUGUAUUUUAUGUUUAUAAUUUUUACUUGUAAACCACCCAGAGGACUGUAGUCAUUAGCUGGUAUAUAAAUAUUGGAAAUAAACAAGCCUCAACUUUGGCCUCAACUUGAACUGAAAAGAAGACUAAGUGCAUGUUUUUGCUCUCAUUUCUAGCAGCGGAAGGGAAGUGAUCAUAGGGCACUGGUAGUGAAUGUGCUUUGCAUGCUGGGAAUCCCUAGUUCAGUUCCUGGCAUCUCCAGUUAAAUGGAUCAAGUAGUAGGUGAUGUAAAGAAAAAUACCCCUUAUGUCUGAGACUCUGAAGAGCUGCUGAUAGGUUAGUAUAGACCAAGGGUGGGGAGCCUCAGCGCCAAAUGUGGCCCUCUAGGGCUUUCUAUCUGGCCUUGGAACCUUCCCUCAGGCCCCAGGCCACACCCUUUACAGGCUGCUGCCAGUCAGUGUAGACAGUACUGAGCUAAAUGGACCAGUGGUCUGAUUCAGUAUGGUUGCUUCUAUUUGGAGGGCAGAGAGAACUGCCUUUAGGCAACCAGGCAGACAAGUGUUUGCUCUCUCCCCACUCCUGCCCACCAGCCGUCUUCCUUCAGGACAUCCACGGGCCACAAAUGACUAGGUAUGAGAAGAAAGCCUAGUAAACAUCAUAGCGGAUUAGCAACAAUUUCAUGAACUUUAUUUUGCAGAGCUGCCUUAACUUAAACACUUUAUUUUCUCCUCUAUUCCAGAUGAUCAUUGACGUGGUGCCAACGCUUCCUGACAUCCCCUUGCCCCCAAUCCAAGCCAACUACCGCCCUCUUCCUACAAUUGAAUCGAUGCCCCUUCCCCAGCCAAAAAGGAAAGGUAACUUCUGAGCUAAGAACAGGAUAGAAUCUGCUUGAGAAAAGCCUUUCUAAGACUAGUGGGACAGCUCCAUUCCUUUAAAACCAUCAACAACGAAACUCCUAGUAGAAUGUAAAAAGCAGGUGCUGAAAAUACCCAAUACAGAGAUUAUUGGAGGAAUCUUACCUUCCAAAGGCUCUUGGAAUAGAAAUGCACCAUAGCUCUUCCCCCACGGCCUCUAAAGAGCUCAGCAUGCAGUCCUCCUGCGGGAGGUUUCACACCUGGGUGCCACUGCUGGAAAGGCACUGCCCUGAGUCUUUCUCAAAGGGUGUAGAGAAUGGUGUCAUGUGAAUAUCUUAAUGUACAGCAGGGGUGGAGAAUGUGUGGCACUCCAGAUAUUGGAUUCCCAGCUCCCAUAAACCUUGAACGUUGGCCAUGCUGGCUGGGGGUGAGGAAGGUUGAAGUCUCACAGCAUCUGGAGUGCCAAAUGUUCACUACCUGUGAUGUAUUAGGGAAAGGUGCACUCGGGUACCUUGGACCUUAGCCCUCCGAUAUGCCUGCUGGAUUGAGAAAUAGAUGGACUCAAAAUUUAAGUCAUUAGGAUCUUGUGGAAAAAGUACGCCCCUCUGAACAUGCUUGGAGAUCAAUUCUUGAACUCUGUUUGGCUUUGAAAUGCAGGCAUGGAUUUCAAUUCAUUGAUCCGUGAUUCGGUUCAUGCGAGGUUUAUUUCCACUUCUGUCAGUAUUUUGCCAUGCAGCAUGCUCCUUGUUUUCUGUGUUAUUAUUAUAUUAGUGGAAGAAGGGCUGGAGCUCUGUGGUAGAGAAUCUGCUUUACAUGCAGAAGGUUCUAGAUUCAAUCUGUGGCAUCUUCAGGUAGGGCGAGGAAAAGACUCUUUUCUGAAAUGCCGGAGAGCCGCUGCAAAUCUAGCACUGAGCUAGGUCUGCCAGUGGUUUGUCUAGGUAUGAGGCAGCUUUCUGUGUUCUUCACACCAACCCUCUGAAAUCAUAGGAUAAUAAUAAUUCACAGUUAUAUAGUAAUAAUAAUAGUAAUUAAGAGAACUUAUAAACCACCUCUUGGGAUCAGAAUGGCAUGUGUCCCAUCAAUUUAAAAUGAAUUACUAUUAAAAACAGUUCAUUGUCAUGUUAUGGGAGCCAUGUCUAUUAAAAAAGAACUAGACAAAUUAAUGGAUGAUAGGUCUGUCGACUCCUAGAAAACCAGUGGCCCUUCAGAUGUUGCUGCACCGCAGUUCCCAUAAUUCCAGACCGCUGACCAUGCCAGCAAAGGCUGAUGGGAAAUGCAGUCUACUGACAUCUAGAACACCACUGGUUUCCCAUCCCUGUAAUAAAUCAUGGCGAUUGCUAUGUGGAAUUUCCCAGGUUCAUCAGCAUACCUGAGUUCCUGAUUCAGGAGCUGUCAGCUUCCCAGUGGCAGCUUUUGGACCAGGGCUGGAGAUGGAGUGGUAUCUAAGGCAGAUCGUUGACCUGCAAUGAGACAGCAGGUCUUCUUGGGAAGGACUCAGCAAGCCGUCUGAGCUUUGUGUUGUAUUUACCUAAACUCUGCACUGGAUCCUAAGAACUGACAGUGACUUGUUUCUCUGCUUUUAUCUCACUUCCCUCCUGUACUUCAGUACUGUCCUCACCCACAGAGGAAGACGAGGCUGGUUUCACAGGACGCAGGCUGAAUUCCAAGAUGCAGGUGUACUCAGGCUCAAAGACUGCCUACCUCCCAAAGAUGAUGUCUCUGUAUGAGCAAUGCAUCAGGGUACUCAGCAAUAAUAUUGACUGUGAGUAUUUGCCAGCUGGGCUCCUUUAACAAAAAGGGAUGGGUUUUGCAGGGAGGAGGUUGGGGCCUCUGGCUGGCUGAGAAAAACUGCCAUUUCUGGUUCCCCAUGUUGACUGAGUAUUUCUAGUGGGGGAGGGGAGGGCUGCUUAGGCCUUCUCCACAGCUCCUCACCCUUGACUUCCUUCUGCCCCACCUUAAUGCAACCAUGUUUAUUUCCUGGCUCAAAUGCUGGAGACCCUCUGUCAGGGUAGGCAAUAUAUACAGCAUAUAUAUUUCAUUUAUUUAUCCCAGCUUUCCUGCAAGGAGCUCAAUGUAGUGUGCAUAGCAACUCCUCCCCCCCCUUUAUCCUCACAACAACCUUGUGAGGUAGGUUAGGCUGAGAGUAAGUGACUGGCCUGAGGUCACCCAGUGAGCUUCACGGACAAGUGGGGAUAUGAACCCUGGUCUCCCAGAUCUGUUCUGACUCAAUCUAAAGCAGUUUCCUGUGCUCCUAUUGGCUUGCAGUAGCUGCCACUCUAAAUUGCCAAUGCCAGGCAUAUGUGGCUUUCAUCAGAGACGUGCCAGGCUACAGGAAUGUCUUUAUUUGUAUUCAUAGAGUCAUGACCAACAGCAACUUUCACUUUAUUUAUUGGAAGUUCUCUCUGCCUGUUGCUCUGGCUUUCCUCCCCUUCCUGCCUCUGAUUCAAGAUCCUUCUGCUCAUUCAGUGAUGGGGAACUUAUGGUCCUUCAGAUGUUGAUGGACUACAAUUCCCAUCAUCCUUGAUGCUAGUUGGGAAUUGGAGUUGAUAACAACACCUGGAGGCCUAUUGGUUCCCCAUCCCUGUGCUAAAUAGUGGUUUGAAAUAGAAGUAGGACGUUUGCUGCUGCUGCUGCUUCUCUCCAUGAUAUUUUUUGGUUCAUUUUCUUCAUUAUUCUCCUGCUUUGCCUUCCUCAAACCUUUCCUUAUAUGGUCUCUCAAAGCCCCACUGGGAGAAUAUUCACACCCCACUCUCCUGGUAAACACUCCUGAUGUGUGUGCCCCUCUACGCCAGUUUCAAGCACCCCUUUCUACAUAUUUGUCCAUUGCCACCAAUGGGCUCUGUGACUGGUUAAGUUCAAAGCAGUCUAGGUCUUGCUUCUGCUUACUGCCCCCUCCCCAGCUGAGUAAUGGCCUGUGGGGAACAUUUGUUAUGAUCUGUUUCUGCCUUUGCCAGCCCUUCAGAUGUUUUGGAAUACAGCUCCCAGCCAGCACAAUAGCUGUGGCAUUCUGACACCUCCCUGAGUUUCAGAAGGUGCUACAGUGGCCUGUGCUCUAUAGCGAGUCAAAUCAGUUGGGUCGUUGACUGCUCUUGGGGGUGUUUUUGUGGAUCUGAUGGGUCGCCUUCUCUCUUACAGCAAUCUAUGAAGUAGGCGGUGUCCCUUUCUCUGUGCUGGAGCCUGUCUUGGAGAGAUGCACCCCAGAGCAACUGUACCGCAUUGAAGACUGCAAUCACGUGAGUGUUAUGAGAUGGUGUGGGAGCAUCGGGGGCAAGAAGUGUUUGCAUCUGUUGCUGCUGCUGUUCCAUUACCGGCUGUGAUUAGUGUGUGCUAGUGGAGGCUGAUCCAUUAGGGGAAGUGUCACGCUGCCGCAUCAGCCUCUGCCUGCCCUCAUCCAGCCCUCACUUGCUUAUCUUCUUACUUGCAACCAGUCUAGGGUAGCACUAGCUGUCGGCUUCCUUCUCCUUAGCCUCAGUGUUGCCCUUAUAGGGCUCAGCAGGGAGGAAGAUGGAGACAAAACAAGAAUCACUUGGCUCUGGCUUCACCUACUGUUGUUCUCCCUGCCUUCUGCCCUAUUGGUCCCAAUAGGCACUAGUUUCCACUUCCUUAUUCAACUGUGCCCCCAGCUGCCAGAUCUUUACUGCCUUCUGCAGUAAUAAAAGGCAGCCCCAUUUACUUACAUUGAGGGCACAAAUGGGUGACUUGAACCUGCCCCUGGUUAUCCCAUGCAUUAGGAAACAAAACUGCUCCUUCCUCUCUGUGUAGUUUUGCAUCCUGGAUUCUGUUUCCUGGGAUCUGCAACGAAUUUUUGCAGCACAGAAUGUUCCUGUUCAGGUGCCAGCCAGUAAGUCAUGUUCAUCUGUAGGAUAUUCCUUUCUCCUUCAGCCAAACUUGCAGAGUCAGCAUUCCAUGCCACAGAGCAUGCUCAUUGCUCACUGGUCGUUUUUAUGAGGGGGUUCCAUCCCUCCCCACCAAUAUUAGUAUAUACUAAUAUUAGUAUGAUGAGUUCUUCCAUUUAUCUGGGUCUUUCUUCCAGUGAGCUCAGGCCAAUGUAAGUGACUCACUUCUCUCCCCCCUCCCAUUUUGACCUCACAACAAUCCAGUGAGGCAGGUUAGACUGAUGAUCACUCAGUGAGGGAUUUGAACCCAGGUCUUCCUAGUCCCCCUCGGACACUCCCCAGCCUUCCCCAACGUGCUGUACUCCAGAAGACUUGGACUUCCAACUCCAUUAGUUCCAGCCAGCACAGCUAAUGGUCAGGGGUUUUUGGAGUUUUAGUCUGGUAACAUGUGGGUUGUCCCAGGUUGAAGAAGGCUGCUCACAGUGUUCUUUGCAUGGGUUCCCAGUCACCCUCUCAGGAAAGGCAGCCUUGGAGCUGAGAAGGGAGAGCAAAUCCUUUCCCAUGGGGUAAGGGGGAGAGGAAGUCGGGUCUCCCUCCUUUAGUAUCAACGUGCUCCAUGGUCAAGAUUGAUAGGGCAGCUGUUGUGUCUUAUCUAUAAAAUGCUUACUCAUCUGAAGCUCCCACAGGAAAGCUGACAAAACAUAAACUCUGUUAAUUGCAGUUAGCCACAGUCUUGUCUGCUGCUUUUCCAACAUGCAAAAAUAGUUUGGUUUAAAAGAGUUUAGAAAGGCAAAACUAAGUUUAAAACUAAAUUUAAAGGCUUAAAAAACUACUGAGCUAUAAAUCUAGCUGCCGUUCCUGUCCUCAACUGGAGCCAGAAGGCUGCUCUUAAUCAUUAUGUUGUGUUUGCUCAACAUUGGCCAAAGUGGUGUCCUAGUUGGACAGGAUGCAACUGAUUUCACCCCUAUGAAAAUUAUCUGACUUACUCCAAAGACACACCUUCCCUUGCUUUACCAACCUUACUAAGGGUGUAAAUCAUUAACUACUUAACCUUUAUGUACAGUAUUGAAUACAAUGAGCCUGAUUGCUUUUCAGGAAAAGGGUCAGUUGAACUACAUCUGUGUUGAAUAGUAACAUUUUAGUUCAGAACUCAUAGCUUUAAAGUUGGGGAACACUGGCCAGCAUUUCUGGCACCGAGAUCAAAUUUGGAUGUGAAACUUGAAGUUCUAGCUGUUUAGGCUUCCUAAUUCAGAAUUUGAAUUACAAAAUCGAUCAGCCUCUUGGGUUUUUUUCUUUGUUGAUGGCUUUAAAAAAAAGGCAGCACAGAUUUAUUCAGGGUGCAUGUGUGUUUCCACCUUAAGGCAGCAAGCACUUUGUUAAAUGUCAUACCAGUUGUGUUUUGAUGAGAAACCUUAAUACAGCUUUCCCCAAUCUGGUGCCCUCCAGACAUUUUGGAGUGCCACUACCAUCAUCCUUGACUGCUUGCAGUGCUGGAUGGGUCUAGUAGAAAUUGUAACCCAAAGCAUCAGGAAGGCAUUGGUUUGGGGUGGGCUGCUUUCAUAGUACAUGUGGAUUUUGCUACCUUCCCACAAGGCAGAAUCUCUUAGAGCUCAGCUGGAUUAGGGUUCCCUAGACGGCGAUGGAGCGGAUGCUGCGUUUUUCAUUCUGAGUUGUGCUCAGUAGAGGGAAUUAGAUCUUGGUUAGAGCAGCGCAGGUUGGUCAGCAGCUGUUGCUGCUCUAAAUGAGCCUCGGGGGUAUAAACAGAGGUGAAAAAAGAGAGAGGUGUCACAUGUUUUUGGAGAGCGAAAAAACACACUCAAGAGCCCUUUAAUUUAUGCUCCGAGGGGGAAUGAAAUGCAGCUUCCCCAGACAACCAGGAGGCAGGUGGUACAAGUGGUCUCUCAAGAGCAGUGCAGAGAGCUCUGCCUUAAAGAAGCCUGCCUUUAGAAAAGCAGUUCCAAGUGGAUGUGUAGAGAAUUAAUUUAAUCCCCUGCGGUGUUUGUCCAAUGUUUUGCCUUCUGUCUUUCCCAUUUGCUGGGCUCAAGCCUUUUCUCUGCUCAUGGCCUGCAGGUUUUAAUCGAGGACACAGAUCAGUUGUGGCACAAUCACUGCCUUCGUGACUUCAAGAAGGAGAAGCCAGAGGAGUUCGAGUCGUGGCGGGAGAUGUACUUGCGCCUGCACGAUGCCCGAGAGCAGCGGCUGCUGAUGUUGACCAAAAACAUCCAGUCGGCUCAUGCCAAUAAACCCAAAGGUAGAAUGUGAAGGCCUGGGAUUUGAAGGGGAAAUGCUAGCCAUUUGCUUAUGAAACUGAAAGGAAGUGUGGAUGAGAACGGCCAACUUUUUUUAAAAAAAUAAUAAUAGUCCUGCUCUUUUGACUUCAGCAAUAGCUUAGGUGGACAGAAAUUUAGCAUCAAGUCUGGAAACAAUAAGAAGGAAAAUCUGGUUUAUUUACUUUCAUUUGUGAAUUGUUUCCUGUGAAACGUAUUUAAAUAAUUUAGCAGUUUUAAAAAGGCAAGUAGUAAAACCUAUAUAAAAUCAUUUCAUAGAUUAAAAAAAAAGAUUAAAACAAUUUCAUACAUAAACACAGUUUUUAAUCCAGUACAGGUAUGCACUGGGGAAAAAAAUCUCCACAUAAAAGGUUUGUUUAAAAAGGAAAGUAUUCAGUAUGUGCUGAAAAGAGAGUCAGCACCAGUCUGAUGUGUAAUGUAGGGUUGCUAUAUUUCAAAAAGUGAAAAUCCAGACAGAUUUUUUUACAAAAUCUCAAAAAAUAAUGAAGUUUUGAGCUAUUUUUAAGGAACUUUGCCAAAACCUACACUUCCAACAUGGGUUGUCAUAUGUCCACAUUUUCCACGACAUUUAAGUGAUUUCUGCCUAGGCGCUGUUUACGAGGAAAUUCCAGACAUAUGGCAGCCCUAAUGGGAUCUUCACUCAUUUAACUUCCUUGUGCCUUUGUUAAAGGCAGAAGAACAAGGACAAACAAGAUAUGACCAUUUUAGAAGUACCGUAUUUUUCACCCUAUAGGACGCACCAGCCCAUAGGACGCACCUAGGUUUUUUGGGGGGGGAAUAUAUUUUUUUUCUUUAUUCCCCACCCCCAGCUGCGGGGGAAGCCCGAGCUUUUAAAAACACACCUACCUUAGUUUUUAGAGGAGAAAAGGAUAUCUGCCCAAAGCGUGCGCUCCCGGCAGCAGGCUGCUAUCCGCAGCCUAGGGAGCCCUGCGGGAACUCCCCCGAGCUCCCCAGGCUUGCUGAUAGCUUCCUGAAGCCUGGAGCUCCAAGCUUCAGCGAAAGCCUGCAUUCGCCCCAUAGGAUGCACACAGAUUUCCCCUUCAUUUUUGGAGGGGAAAAAGUGCGUCCUAUAGGGUGAAAAAUACGGUAUUUUUGGGUCUUGAGUCAGAGCUCCUUCAGAGGCAUGCUUCAGAGGCAUGGCUGUCCAUGAUAACAUGAGUUAUCUGAAGGCUUUGGCUCCAUUCUAGGAAAUGAGAAUCUGUCCUGUAGCCCUUUCAUAGCUGACUCUCCAAGGUUAUUAACUAAUAGUGAAGUGCUCUGGCUCUCUCUUGUAUCUUUUUAAAAGCAAGAAGCUUCUAACGGCAUGGAGUGAAAUAUUGCCUGUUUACAUCUACAAAUCAAGGAACGACUAUAAUAGCUAGCAGAAAUGUUGGCAGCACUACCUUGUUCUACAGAGUAGGGUUGGUGCACUCCAUCUGGGAUUGGGGCCCCUGUUCCUUUAAUCCACGGGUCUGCAACCUAAGGUCCAUGGGCCACAAAUGGCCCAUGGGGGCCUUUUAACCGGCCCACGAGCCGCCCCAGAACUGAGCUGCUUGCUCGGCGAGUCCCCACGUGCUGCGCUAAACCAGCACAGCAUGGCACAGGGACUUGCUUCCACGGCACUGGAAAUCACGUCUGCAGACGCAGAUGCCGGAAAUCGUGAGUCCGCGCGCUCAUGUGAUCCAGCCCACGGAGGGAUCCCAGGCAAGGUAAACCUUGCCGACCCCUGCUUUAAUCUGCCUUCUUUGGAAGGCAGAUUUCCAAAGAAAUAACUUUUUCCUAUCUCCAGUCUUGCAGUGAUUGGGGGGGAGGAAACUUUGACUGCUGAAUAUUUCCCAGAGUUGGUUCUUUUAAAGAGGCCGUAGCCAUGUCCUAGAUGUUAGGUGCCCCCUGUCCUAAAAGACUGUGAAUCUAAUCAUGCAUGUUUGAGUUGCUCUUGGUGGUUAGCAGUGAAAUGGCCUGUAUGUGUAUUGCAUGUUGUCAGAGGGAAGAUGCUAUCACUGCACUCAUUCUGGAAUUUCAUGCAGGAAAAGGUGCAGCAGGAGGAAGCUUUCAUCAGAGAGGAUGCAAGCCAUCUGCUUGAUGUUGGGAGAAAGCCUCCCCCUGCUCCAUGAGUGGCUUGAGGCCAUGAGCAGGGAGGGGGGUGGAUAUAUGGGUUUUCCUUGCAAAGCGCUUUUUGUUUAACCUCAUCCUUCUCCAUUUGCUCACCCUUUUAGGCAGAGUAGCCAAGAUGGCUUUCGUCAAUUCAGUGGCCAAGCCGCCCCGGGAUGUGCUGAGACGGCAAGCAAAAUUUGGGACUGGAGGAGCUGCAGUCCCAGAGAAAAUCAAGUGAGUCUGAAACCACAUAGUCACUUUUUUUUUGUAAUGUUGAGGAGGAGAGGACUUGGGGGUGUUAAUUUGGUGAUCUAAUCUAAUUCCCGAUUUGCACUUUAUCAACCAGUGGGUUUCUGGCAGCUCACUUUGACACAUUCCAGCAUUUUCCCUAUACAGUCCAAUAAAGUUACAAUUCCACAUUCGCUAAGAUGCCGUUGUGGUUCUCCUUAGCAUCUUACUGGGUAUGGCGUUGUCUUUUAACUGUAUUGGGUUCUGAUUGCCAAAGAAUCACAAGUGGGAAGUGUUGCUGUUGCCCUCAGGUCCUGUUUUAGGGCUUUGGGUUGGCCACUGUGCAAACAGAAUGCUGGGCAAGAUGACUGCUAUUCCUGGAUCCAGCAGGGCUCUUCCUUGUUCUUAAGGUGCCAUUGUCACUAUGAUUCAGGAAAAGUUCCAAGCAGCUUACAAGAUGUGUACUUUUCAUUCCUCUCCUCCAUUUUGGCCCACUGUGGCUGUUCUGGUGUUUGCAGAAGCUGAUGAUUCCUUGAGCCUAGCAGGGCCCAGACUAACAAGAGACAAUUUGUAGGGAGAGGGAGCAAGCGUCCGUGAGGCUGAAGUGUACAGUUUUGAUUGUUUUUUGGUCUAGCAGUUGCUUUCACAUAGCAAGUAUGAUGGCUGGGGCUGAUUGGAGUUGUAUUACAAAACAUCUGGAGGGUAGUAGGUUGGAGAAGAUUGCUUAAGACGGUUCAGAUUUAGCAGUGGUGCUAUAAUAUCUUCUCUUCCAUUCAUUGUUAGUCUGGUGUUGUUUUUUUAAUCCUUGCAACCUCCCUGUGAGGGAUGUUAGGCUGAGAAAAAGGGAGCUUCCACUCUCCCUGGUUCUAAAUUGACCCCCUCUCGUCUACAUUCUGCCAGCUUAAGCUCAGCUUAAACUCAGAGGGAUUGAAAUUGCCUCACUUAUUCCGGCGGCAGUGUGAUUUCUUGGGUGCACACAGAGCAAUCUUGUGUCUUUUCUCUCUGUCUAGGAUCAAACCAGUGUACUUCACGCCAGCUAAAGCCAGCACUGUUCACACAGAAGAGGAACAGUCCUACGAUGGACCCAGCACUAGCAGCGGCCACUCGGGGCCGUCCCUGGGCAGUGCCUCCUCUGCUGGCUAUGACUCCAGGAAGCCUCCUGUGAAGAGUAAGUAAGGCAAAUGUGGGAAUUUCUCUAGGGGUUAUGCUCUGCUUGAACUCGUAGCUGUUGGUAUACAUUGUAAUACAGCCCGGGAACAAUGCUGGAGCUAUAGGACAUCUUGAUUUAAAGGGCUAGAAUCUUAUUUUAAACAUCAAUUUGGGGUUCUGUAUUCCAGAGGCACUAACUGGAAUCCGAUCAAGUACAUUCUUGCACGAGAAGGUCUCAACUUUCCUUUUCUCUCUGUCUUCAUUGUGUUGUUUCAGAGAUUGCACCUAUGAUGGCGAAGACGAUUAAAGAGUUCAAAAACCGAUUUUCUCGGAGAUAAAGACACCCAUGCCUGAGCGAGAAGGGAAUUAUUCUCCUCCUCUUUUGAUGGAAGCAGUGCUUAAUGGGAAAACAGGGAGGGGUUGGGGUGGCUAAGAAUCCCCCCAAGCCCAAUUUUAAGACCAACAGCACAGUAUUGUUCAAAGCAGCCCUCCAGUUCCUUCCUCUGCUCCUACAACCUGGUUUUUUAAAAUGUGAAGUCUUGGCAAUUGCUGAGAUAAGAAGGUCCACAAACUGUUGCUCUUCCUUCAGUCUCUUUCUCUGAACUCCAGAAUGGAAAGGAAUACCUUCUUCCUCUACCUACAGUGUUCUUUUCUCAGUCCCAAUAUGUAUGGAUUUUGAUCUCUCCUAGCAUCCAGUUUGGAGAGUUCUUUUUUGCUGGUACUGUUACGAACAAAGGCCUUUACUUGUGACUGUGGCAGCCACUGCUGCUUCUCAAACCCCAUUUGGAAUCCCAGAGCCCUAGAUCCACCCCAUGGUUUUGCCAGCCCUCUAUCAAAUCAUCCCUGGUGCAGCACGUUCUUAUCCCCUCAAUUCUUAAAUGCCCAUUUUCCCUCUUAUUCCUAAAACUCUCAUGCCAGAUAUGUGUUGAUUAGGCCUUUCUACAUAUGGACACAAAACAGUCCCUGCCCCCUGCCAUUUCUCCCUUCUCUUCAUUUGGCAAAAAACACAUGAUAAAGCUCUUCCACUUCUUCCUCUUCCUUUUAAACUCAUAGGAAAAACAACACCGGAUCUGAGAGGAGGAGCCUCAGGAGGGGAGAGAAAAUGGCAGGUUGCAGAAAUCUAAAUUUAAAGCAGUCUGAUGAAUUGGAGACUGAUCUCUGCUUUUGAAAGCCAAAUUUAUUUUUAAAAAUGAAUAGUGAUGUUUAUGGUUUUGUGUCCCUGCUCCUAACACCUCUCUUGGUGUGUUUGGGGGUGUUGUUGUUGUUCUAAUACACACUUCCAGUUUUUGGUCAGACUGUUUUCUGACUUUUUUUUUAAUUAAAUGAUGACAACAACUGGCACUUUAAUCAGUUCCCUGCAAGGAACUUUGGGAGAGAUGCAUGGAGUAGCUUUACAGCCUGUCUUCGUUUUCACAUUGAGCUUCUAGAUGGGAAGAUGAUGAAACUUCCUUCGCCCAAGAAUCUUGGACGGCACCUAAUCUUAGAAGGAGCUCCAGGCAAAAGAUGCAGGUGUUUUGUCUACCUUGAAGCGGCAGCUUGUGCAACUGAGUAGAAUCUGGACCUGAAUUUUCCCCAUGCAAGAGGCCAAGGGAGAAAAUCCACUGGGAGUUACAUCUUUCUUGUUUGUCUGAGGAGUUUGAGGCAUCUGUACUUUUGGGGGCCUGCUUUUUCAGCAGCUGGAGGGAGCACAGGCUUCAGCUAUUAUUUAUGCUGAUGGUGGUGGGGGUUGUUGGUUGGGCAGGUCUGAAUCAGUUUUGGGAGACUUGACGGUGUGUUUUUCUGGUUGCCAAGGCUGCAUGAAGUUCGGCUAGGGGGUUUAUGAAGGAGCCUAGCCCUUUCCUGAUCACGUGAAAGUGGAAGAUGGGAAUCUCUUUCUUCAGUGGUUUUUCAGCCUCGCUCUUGUAAACUCAGGCCUUGCAAGGAUGUUCCACAGUUUGACUGACACUCGGUGGUGUUAACCGAAUUGCAGCAGCUGAAGAAGGCCUGCUUACCUUUAAAAAACCCUGCUGCUAAUUCCUCAAUGCUUGGGGCUCGAUGGGACCUAUGAAGUGUGUGCCAUGCAGGGUUUGAAAACCUUCUUGAUGUUCUCUUUAAGCUGAAAAAAGCACCUCAAUGUCCCUCGAAGUUCCAGUUUUAUACACAUGCACACAUACAUACACACACACACACACAUGAAAAUUUUAAUGAUGAUGGUGUUCGAAAACGGGACUCUUGGUCUCUCUCAUGCUGUUUGGAGCUGAUUAAAGUUCCGCAGAAGCUUUAAUGAGAUCGUGUAGCAUUUCAAGGUGUGUUGUGAUGUUGAAAAAAAGAAAAGAAAAUCAUGCUCCUUUUUGCUUUUUGCUGUACUUCAUUUUGCUGUAUUUAGUUUAUUAUAUAGAUAAAUCUUCUGCCAACUGUUGUACUUAAUGUAUUUUCUCCUUGUAAUAAUUGGGAUCGGUGGUGUGGAUGGGGGGGGGGGAAUUGAAGAAUUAUCAAUCACUGAGGAAAGAGCAUUUGACCCUGGAAAAUAUCCCUUCUGUUAGCCACAAAGAGUAAAGGAAACGUGGGUGGUUUCCCUGUUUUUACUAACCAAGGAAGCAUCUGAGGAAUUGUGUAUUUGAAAUGGUCAGCUGGCUGUAGCCCCUCCCACCUUGCAGUGUAUGAUAUCAUUAGUCUGCAACAGCCCUGGUGUAGGAGAAAGCUCCAUAGUGUACAACACACAAUAAGUUAUGGCAGGGGGGCGGUGACUGUGGCAGCCACUGGACCGGAAUGAUGUGAUAUCAGGCUUGCUUGACUGGAAAAUGGGCAGCUGGGUGGGCUAGUUCUCUGAGAUCAGGGUUUGCCCCUUAAUUUCUGGUUGUUGCUAUUGCCAUCUUGUUGGUAGAGAUGAGUGUCUGGAUGAUACUUGCUGCUGCUAUCAGCUAUGCCAUUGGGUGUAUUCCACCACUGAAACUGAGCCAUCGAGUAUAUUCCACCCUUUGUGUCUAAUCUGAGACUUCAGCUGUCUUAUCAGUAUUACGGACUAGUUAGGUGGCAUUGUCCGAUGAAAGUUGCAGUGCAAAUACUGUGACGUCUAGCUCAGUGAUACUGGAACAAAUUUUCUCAAAUAGGAAAAGCGGACCCAAUGGAGAAUGAACUAGCACAUUGUCAUAUCCCUCUAUUUUACAGGUGGGCUUUUUCUCCAGCCAGAUGCUAGAUCAGUUUGGCUUAAAAAGCAUUUUUUUUAAGCUUUUCAGUGCCUGGGUGAUACACAAACAAUCUCGUGCAGAGUAAAAUGACUCCAAUUCUGAUUCUUCUUGGGGCUUCCCACACAUUUUAAAAUGGGUACAAUUUUCAGAGCUAUUCUACAUGCAAAGGAAUUGAAUGAAAGUGCCCUUCCUCCCCUUUCUUCCUUUUUUUUUUUUUGCAUACUACAAGGAAAAGGUAAUGCUGAAUUGCAUUUGUCUUUUGUUUCCCACAGCUGUAAAUAACAGUUUUCUAUUUUACUUUUUUGUGGUAACUAUAUGGAGAUGAAUAUUUUAACUAGAUAAGUUAUAUGAAAGGAAGAAAAUUGUGUCUCAAUAAAAGCCAAACACUGGA
This is a messenger RNA of Podarcis lilfordi (Lilford's wall lizard), 26544 nucleotides long. NCBI's taxonomy places the organism in Eukaryota, Metazoa, Chordata, Lepidosauria, Squamata, Lacertidae. The record is from the annotation of a GenBank genome assembly.